UGGACCCCAGAGACCCCCUCCUCCUCCUCCACCUCCCAUCCGCGCGCUGAUCGUCUUUGAUACAGCAGCUCCGGUAGGGGCGGGGCAGCACUGCAGCAGUGCGCCUCUCGAGCUGUCUCCGGUAAUGUUCCAUAGGAUACGCACGCCCCGCUCCGCCCCUGCCGCGAGACAGGUGGUCGGACUGUACGCCUUCAUCCUCCAGCGCUCCCUGUAGACUAAGAAGGAGGGGAAAAAAUCCGUUGACAACAGGAAAAGGGUCGGUCGGCGCGAGCGCGUCCCCGAUGGACUUCCAGCGUGUGACCUCGGCGAUCACCGGGCGGGCAGCAGGAGAGGGGGGCAACAACGGGAACGCACGAGGAGAGCCCCGGCGAUUUACUCCCAAAUGUUUUGCAGCGGAUUACUCGAGAUGCCGUUCGCGGGAGAGGGUGUGCCGACGGGGGAAUGAGAUGCGCAAGUAAAAAAGUUGACACGAUUUCUGGUGGGGAUUUUCAUCUGCGAGGCGGCGGGAUCAUUUCUGACUAUCCUCCGGGCUGGGAAGUUCCCCUGGGGGGCUUCGUUAUGGCUUCAGGCGCCGGUAAGGCUGCACAGCCCCCCGGGCCGGGCUCCGCCGUUAACGGGACUGCGGCAGAGUUCUCCAACAUCGAGCAGGAGCUGUACGACUAUCAAAUGCACAGCAAGAUGUGCAAGAAGAUCGCUCAGCUCACCAAGGUGAUUUAUUCUCUGAACAUGAAGAAUGAGGAGCAGGAGGCGGCCCUGCAGGCGUUGAGCAACGCCCACCACGACGAGCUGCACCGGAUCCUGAUGGAGACGUGCCACGAAGGGGAGGGGUCAGCCCUGAGGACACGCCUCCUGGAGCUGCAGGAAUCUCUGGAUGAGCAGCAGCGAGUCGGGGCCCAGGUGCAGGCGGACUUUGAGUUCUUCCGCAUCCAGGCGGAGGAGAGGGAGCGUGAAACGGAAGCAGAGCUAAGAAAAGAGUUUGAGGAAAAGCUCCAGGGUGCGCAGGAAAACCUGCAGGAGGCCAAGGCCCAGAUCAGUGUUGCCCAGGAGGAAAACCUGAGACUGAGCAAAGAACUGGAGAAUGCUGAGGAGCAGAUCCAGCAACUGGAUGCCAAGUGCGAGGAGCUCCAGAAAACAGUCGUUGAUGAGGAGAAAAACAGGAAGGAGGAGGAUAGGCAAAGAGAAGAUGAGGAGGAAAAGAAGAAGGAGGAGGAGGAGAGGAAAAUGGAGCAGUGUGAGGAAAGGAUUAAAGCCCUCCUGGAGGAGCUAAAGGCACUAAAGGAGGAGAGGGGUCGAGCGGAGGAGGAGAAGAGGCGAGCCGUGAAGGAGGAGAGGGAGCAAUGGGAGCGAAAGGUGAACGAUCUAAACGAGGAGGGAGAGGAAAUGAGGAAGAAGAUAGAGGCGGAGUGGAGGGAAGAGCGGCAGAGGUGGGAGGAGAGGGAAGAGGAGGAGAAGAAAGGGAUGCACAGCGCUCUGCGGGAGAGGGUGAAGAGGGCCGAGGCAGAGGUGGAGAGUCACCUGGAGAGGCUAGCCGAGAGCAAGAGAAACACAGUGAAGCUGCAAGAGCGAAUACAGGACUUGGAGGAAGAGCUGGAGCUGGAUCGCAGGCGUGUGUCUGAGGCCGAGGGCGUGGCCAAGCGGGCUGAAGAGGAGCUCGCUGUAGCCAAGGAGCGGCUGCUGCUGCAGGAAGACGAGCUGCAGAGCAGAGCAGAGGAGCUGCUGAAUCGAGGAGGCUGUGAGGUGUGUGUGUGCACUGAAAUGGAGGAGCUGAGGAGCCAGGUGAGUCGUCUGCAGAGUAGGAACAGAGAGCUGGAGCUGCAGAGCAGCGGCCGCAACAGCGACCACGCCAGGCAGAUACGCCAGCACGCUGAAGCACUGUCCAGUUUGCGCUCAGAGAUGGUGAGAGCCCAGACAGAAGAGCUGCGUCGCAUUCAGAAGCACGCGGACGACGAGCGGGACAAACUGCAGAAGGAGAUCGAAAAAGAACGAGAGAGCCUGCGGAGGGAGCGGGAGCAGGAGAGGGAUCAGUUCGAGAAGGAAAGGAACCGAAUACGGCGAGAAAGAGACGAGGAAAAGGAAGCGCACCACAGACAGCUGGAAGAGGUCAAGGAUCGUGUGAGGAGAGAGAAGGAGGAAGAGGUGGACCGCCUGCGCAAAGAGCUGGAAGUGGAGAGGGUCCGCAUUCGUUCCCAGCUCGACAAGAACAUCGAACAGGUCGAGGCGGAGAGAGCCGGCGUGCAGCUGAAGCUGGAGGAGGAGAAGAAGAGGCUGGCGGAGAAGGCCGAGGAGGACAGGAAGCGACUGAAGGAGCAGGUGCGGAAGGCGAUAGAGGAGGUGAUGAGGAGACACGCGGCUGAAUUAAACGGCGUCCAAGAAGCUCUGAGCUCUGAGAAGAAAACCAACCAAGAGGUGUGCGUGCGUUUGGAAGAGGAGAGGAGAGCUGCUGAGGAGCUACGCAGCAGGAUGGAGAAGGAAAGAGAGGAGCUGAGGACGAAACUGAAAGAUGCCACCAGUGAGAUCUGUAGGUUGGAGUCACUGAUCCACCAUAAAGACAAGAAAGACAAGGCGACCCCCGAUGCUCCAUCCUCGGGUGGACCGCAGUGCUCCCGUCUGGAGGAAGAGCUCCAUCAGGCUCGGAGUCGACUGGCUCGCAUUCAGGACGAGGCCGAGAGGCAGCGGGACAGGCACCAGAGAGAGAUCGCAUCCCUGAAAGCUGACAGGCAUCGGCUGGAGGAAAAAGUCCUGGAGCAGAGCCGGAUGAACACGGAGAGGAGUCUUCUAGAGCAAAACCAGAAGCACACAGAGGACCGGAUCAGGGCGGAGUGCGAGGAUCGUCUCAGAGCAGAGUUCAGGAUAGAGAUGAACGCCGCCGUCGCCGAGAGCGAACAGAGAUGGCAGAGCCGGGAGGAGGAGCUGCAGGCUCAGAUCUCUGAGCUGCAGGGUCAGCUCACCGAGCUAGAGUCGCAGGCAGAGAAAAAGAAGGCAGGCCAGGGAGAUGAUUGCCACGUGAAUCCUGAAAUUGACAAGCUGAGGAAGGAGGUCCAAGACACAAAGGAGAUAAACAAGAAACUGAGGGAGCUGCUGCAGGAGCCCCAAACGCAGUCGCUAGCCGAAGAGAGACACAGUCAUGCCAUGGCGCUGCAGGCGUUAGAGAGACGGGCAAAAGAAGAGCUGCUGUCUGAGAGGAACAGACUUCAGACAAUGCACCACCUGGAGCUGGAUAAGCAGCGAGCAGAGCUGACCCAGCAGCACACGGAGUGGAGCAGACAGAUGACCCAGAGACACAUGCAGCAGAUAGAAGACCUACAGGCUCAACUACAGGCGCACACACAAAUGAUGGCUCUGCAACAGGAUUUGAAGCAGCAGAACCAGUAUCAGGUGUUUGAGCGGCAGCUGGACGAGAGUCGCUGCGCCAUGCUGGAGCUGCAGAGAGAAAACGCAGCACUGAAGAAGCAGUUAAAGGAAAGCUUAGUGCAAAAGAAUUCAGAGGCCGAAGAGAAAGAAGAGGAACGCGCAGAAAUAAGGAAGAACAGGGACGCCCAGCUGGAGGAAGAAGCACAACGUCUGAAGGAGGAGGUGGAGAAGCUGAGAGUGGAAAUGGAGAAACUCGAGGAGUCGCAGAAGCACUGGGACGAGAGAAAAGAGGACGACAUCAAAGAGGAGGAGCUGGACGAGGAAAAGAGAAAGGAGCGGGAGGAGGAGAAGAGGCGAGAGGAGGUGGAGGAGAUCAGGAGGGAGCACAAGCGGGAGAUGCAGAGUUUGGUGUCUGAAUACAGCAACGCGCAGAGUCACCUGCAGGCGCGAAUCGUGGCCUUGGAGAAUGAAUUUAACUGCAGGCUGCGAGAGCGGGAGGAACGCUGCAGGCGGAGGGAGCCUCGAUGUGACGACCUGCAGCUGGGGAGACUCCAGGAGAGGCUGACGGAGAGAGACCAGCUCAUCAAACGAUUAGUGGAAGAGAGGCAUCAGCUGCAGCUCUACCCUCCUGUUGCCGGGGACAACAGUAGCCUCGGGCUCCGUGACAGCAAGUCCCGCCCCGGGAGCAUCACGCCAACCACGAUGAGGAAACGUGCCGAGUCGCCUCCUCGUGUCACCAGCAUCUCCACGGCCGGCACUUACAACAGGAGCAUCUUUGUGCCCCACUCCUCCUCCUCCUCCUCGUCUUCCUCCUCCCCUUCCGUCCAUCAGCACUCCUCCUCAACCCUCCCCCACCAGUCCUCCUCCCACCCUCAAACCUCGCCCCACUACUCCACCUCCUCUCUCCCACACAAACACACGUCCCUCCCCCUCACCCAGCAUUCCUCGCCCUCCCUCUCUCGCUCCGCCAGAACCCGGACCUCCUGCAUCCCACCGACGCCGGCGCCGACGGCACCUCUCCCCGUCUGCCCCUCGCCUCAGACGGGCAUCCGAUACGUGUCCCCCUCCUGCCUGGACCCACACGUACACCUGCAGGCCCACUCAAUCAGGGGGCCAUACCUGGAGCAGAGGGGGACAGAAGGGCUGAAGCAGGAGUGGUUCACCAAAUACUUCUCCUUCUGAGCACAAAUGCAUACAAGCAUACAGACACACACAUACACAUACAACAGCUGCAGGUACAUUUCAUAUCCACUUCAUUGCUUCUUAUACACAUCUGUUUGCUUCCCAGACUCAAGCACACACACACACACACACACACACACAAACAGAGAACCUUGAAAACAGACAAACACAUCAACAGACAUAUGGGCUCAUCACCAGCAAGGCCAUUUCAAACAUUGCCUCAAAGCUCAACCAAAAAGUGCUUCUCAAACACAUGCCUGACCUCUUCUCAGACAUUGGCCUGCCGGAUCUUGUUUGUAUAGUUUGGAAUGUCGCCAUAUGUUGUUUUUUUUAAAGGACGUCUUCCUUUUUUAAUGCAACUGUUGCCCUAAUCCCAUCGUGUAACGAUUCCAGGCAGGUGUUCAUUAAGAAAAAAAAAAAAAAAACAGCAACCAAGUGUCUCUUUGCGUAUGGAAGCAUUGAACAUAUUCAAUCAAGAUCCACAUCAAAAUGGACACACACGACUCACCAUACCAAAAUGAAGCUUGUUUCAAUGCAAAAAUGUAUAAUAAUCUUAAUGAUGAAAUUGAAUAAACUAUUUUGUUUUUGUA
This is a messenger RNA of Maylandia zebra (zebra mbuna), 5123 nucleotides long. Lineage: Eukaryota; Metazoa; Chordata; Actinopteri; Cichliformes; Cichlidae. The record is from RefSeq and is a predicted model, not a curated record.